This is a messenger RNA of Hibiscus syriacus, 536 nucleotides long. Its product is annotated as 40S ribosomal protein S25-4-like. Gene Ontology annotation, cellular component: cytosolic small ribosomal subunit. Gene Ontology annotation, molecular function: structural constituent of ribosome. The transcript has 6 exons. Lineage: Eukaryota; Viridiplantae; Streptophyta; Magnoliopsida; Malvales; Malvaceae. The coding region runs from base 34 to 360 and encodes 108 amino acids. The record is from RefSeq and is a predicted model, not a curated record.
UUUACCCAUUUUUAUUCACUAACAAAAGAUUCCAUGGCCCCAAAGAAAGACAAUGCCCCUCCUCCUUCAUCAAAGCCAGCCAAGUCUGGAGGUGGAAAGCAGAAGAAGAAAAAGUGGAGCAAGGGAAAGCAAAAAGAGCAGGUGAACAACAUGGUACUGUUUGAUCAGGUUACCAAUUACAAACUUCUCUCUGAAGCUCCUAAAUACAAGCUUAUCACUCUUUCAACCCUCUCUGAUCGUUUGAGGAUUAAUGGCUUACUUAGUCGCAGAGAAGACACGGAAGUUGGUAUCAGAGGGUUGAUUAGGUUGAUGUGUGCACAUUCUAGCCAGCAGAUUUACACUAGGGCUAAAAACACCUAGAUCUUUACCUAUACUGUUACGUAAUUAGAUCUAAGUAAUAGUUGUGUUUGAGUUUGGAAAAUGAUUUUUCCUUUAAUUUUUGUUUAAAACUUUACCUUGGACUACUUUUUCUUGUAUUUCUUGUGGUUUAGUGGAUACUUUUCAACACAAUUGGUUACUCAGCUUUGGUAGAUUUG